GUCAACUCUGAAAUCCUAUAUCUUUCAUUUUGGUUCGUAUUGCAGAUGGAAGAUUUUUGCCAAAGAAUUUUUUCAUAUAAAUAACUUUAUUGCCAAAAAGGACAAAAUAAUUUCAUACACUUUGUGAAGAACGUUUAAUAGUUACUUGUAAAUAUUUUAAUACCCCCUAAUCAAAAUCACAAGGAAAUACAAGGGAGAAAAAAGAAGGUGUACACCGGUUACGGUGUGCUCGCUUUAAGGAAGGGACGCGUGUGUGUAUGUGUAAUAAAAAUCUAGAAAAAAGUGGACAAUUUUUUUUUUUUUCAUCAUAAGAAAUAAUCGUUGGGAAAUUCAGUACAGAUUAUCGAAAAGGCCACAGUAGUGUAUUGGACGGUGUUUAUUAAGUCUUGGUUAAAAUAGGGAAUUUAAACAAAUAUGGCCGACGGCGUGGUGUUGGAUCUUUAUGCAGAAGACUUGGAUACACAAAAUCAAGAUGAGUUUGCAGCUGACGGAGUUGAUUUAUACGAUGACAUAGGUGGAGCGCCUGAAACAUCAAGUGGUGGUGCUGGUAUAGCGCCAUCUGCUGGCGGCGGAGAAAGUCCAAGUGCUGGAAGCAACGGCCCCGAAGGUGGUGCUGGAAAUGCAGGGUCAAACGGAGUCUACCAUCAAGGUGCUGGUAGCUUGGCUCCAAAUCAGGCCGGUCGCCGUUUUCAGCUUUACGUGGGCAACCUAACAUGGUGGACAACGGAUCAAGAUAUUGCCAAUGUUAUGCGUGACAUCGGUGUUCCAGAUUUUCAAGAGGUGAAAUUUUUCGAGAAUCGUGCCAAUGGCCAAUCGAAAGGUUUUAGUGUAGUUUCUUUGGGUUCGGAGACAAGUUUACGUGUGGUCUUAGAUCGUUUGCCCAAAAAGGAGUUACAUGGCCAGGCGCCAGUUGUUACAUAUCCCACAAAGCAAGCUUUAAAUCAAUUCGAGAGUCUACAAAAAACACGCCCUGUACCACCACCGCAGCAAAAUGGACCGCCACGUGGACCGGCGCCACCAAAUAUGAUGCCGGGCGGACCAAUGCCACCACAUCCAGGUGGACCGCAAGGUGUACCACCGGGCCAUCAGCCACGCCUCCCUAUGAACCCAAACAUGCCACCUGGACAAUUUCGGCCACAACAUAUGCCGCCACAAGGACCGCCGGUGGGUCAAGGACCUCCACGCAUGCAGCCUCCAAUGCAUCAGGGUCCACCAAUGGUGCCGCAGCAAAACAUGCAGGGCCCACCUCGAUUUGGUCAGCAGCAAUCACAAUGGCCGGGACAGCCACGCCCCAAUGGGCCAAGGCCAGGACCACUCAAUGGACCGCCGCAACGUCCUCCGCAAAUGUUUCAGGGUCCUCCUGGCGGCAUGCCAAUGCGUGGCCCAAGACCAGAUUGGAGGCCUCCAAUGCAUGGCGGUUUUCCUCAGGGUCCGCCUGGUGGCCCGCCCCAAGGUCCGCCGCACAUGCAGGGCCCACCUAGAGGUCCCCCAGGUGGUCCACCACAAAUGGGAGGUCCUGGAGGUCCGCCUCCGGGCGGACCACAUGGUGGUCCCGGCGGUCCAGCUCCUCAUGUCAAUCCAGCAUUCUUUAACCAGCCUGGCGGCGGUCCUCCUCAACAUCCUGGUGGUCCACCCAUGGCUGGUGGACCUCCGCAUGGACCUCCCGGCCCCCAACAGGGUAUGAAUAUGCCUCCUCAACACGGCCCACCUCCGCAUUUCGCUCAGCAGGGCGCUCCCCGAGGUCCUUGGCCAGGACCUCCAGGACCGGUUAAACCACAAUCAUUCCCCGAUCCACAACCCAUGGGGCCACAACUCAACGAAGCGGAAUUCGAGGAAAUUAUGGGCCGAAAUCGCACCGUCAGUAGUUCAGCAAUAGCCAGAGCCGUUUCAGAUGCCGCAGCCGGUGAAUAUUCCAGCGCAAUUGAAACUUUAGUCACAGCAAUCUCACUGAUCAAACAAUCGAAAGUUGCUCACGAUGAACGCUGCAAGAUUUUAAUAAGCUCCCUGCAGGACACUUUGCAUGGCAUCGAAACAAAAAGCUACAACAGACGUGAGCGUUCUAGAUCUCGUGAAAGAUCACAUCGUCAACGGCCGCGUCGUGAGAGAUCCUCAUCAAGAUAUCGUGAAAGAUCACGCGAAAGAGAACGUGAUCGUGAAAGGGAACGAGAUCGUGAUGCUGGAGGAUAUCGCGACCGUUCCAGAAGUCGAGAACGCGAACGUCCCAGUACAAAUGAUCAUUACAGGGAUGAUAGUUCCAGCCGAUCAGCAAGAGCACGCAAAACUCCUGAACCAGCUGGAGGAGAUGCCGGCGCCGAAGCACCUUCAAAACGUAGCUAUUACGAGGAACGUUAUCGAUCAUCCGACCGCGAUAGAGAGCGGGAACGUGAUCGCGAUCGCGAGCGUGAUCGUGACCGCGAUCGCGAACGUGAGCGCGAUAGAGAGCAUCGCUCCAGGCAUUAGAUAUAUUAAUAAAAUAUACAUUAAAGAUUAUAAUUUAGCUUGCAGCAAGAGAUCUUUGAUCGGUUUAUCAUCUACAAUACAUCGUGACAUACAUACUAAACCCUAUGAACUAAACUAAACCAAGCAAAAGAAACAAACAAACCUAUAUUUCCAAACGUUUGUAACAACAAAAACCAGACAAGAGACUAAGAAACUACUAUAAAACCGUUUUAAGGACAUGAAAUAUGGUCACUGCAAAUUCCGGAGUACACACUAAUAAAGAGGGAGGUCAAUGCAGGAAAAGUGUCUUGCCCAUAUUAUCGUUCGAUAUGAUAUUGUUUUUUUUUUUAUAUCAAACAUGCCACCCAGUUCAGCCAACAACAAAUGCAAGGUGAUGUACCCAAUAUCUGAACGAAUGAACUCCUUUUACAAUCCACAUUUGGAUAAUUGAAUGAAUUCAACAACCGGUCGAAAGCCCUUUAUAACUUCUCUCUUAUUUAUAUUUACGUUACAAUUAAUUACACACAAACACACUUUAAUUACAAAUACACAAAUUGUUUGUAAAUUGAUAUUUCAGAUUAUUAAUUAAUAAAAUCAUAUAAAAUAAUUAAAAGGAAAUAAUAACAAGAACUUGUCAAAUCUCUCAAAAUCAAUUGUUA
Messenger RNA from Stomoxys calcitrans (stable fly), 3098 nucleotides. It is a transcript of the gene Cpsf6, whose product is annotated as cleavage and polyadenylation specificity factor subunit 6. Gene Ontology annotation, biological process: mRNA alternative polyadenylation. Gene Ontology annotation, cellular component: mRNA cleavage and polyadenylation specificity factor complex. The record is from RefSeq and is a predicted model, not a curated record. Bases 415 to 2460 code for a protein of 681 amino acids. NCBI's taxonomy places the organism in Eukaryota, Metazoa, Arthropoda, Insecta, Diptera, Muscidae. The transcript is spliced from 6 exons. Gene Ontology annotation, molecular function: mRNA binding.